Zingiber officinale is the source of this 1046-nucleotide messenger RNA. Its product is annotated as transcription factor WRKY19-like. Gene Ontology annotation, biological process: regulation of DNA-templated transcription. Gene Ontology annotation, molecular function: transcription cis-regulatory region binding; DNA-binding transcription factor activity. The transcript is spliced from 2 exons. The record is from RefSeq and is a predicted model, not a curated record. Gene Ontology annotation, cellular component: nucleus. The coding region runs from base 73 to 933 and encodes 286 amino acids. Lineage: Eukaryota; Viridiplantae; Streptophyta; Magnoliopsida; Zingiberales; Zingiberaceae.
ACCCAGCGUCGGAAAUUGGAGCUGAUAUAUCCAUUCCCCUGCUUCUUGACAGCUAGCUAGCUAGCUGCGUCCAUGGAGACCAAUGCCUGCGCUGCUGCUCUGCUCGCCGAGCUCAGCCAAGCCAAGGAGCUGCUCAAGGAGCUGGAGUUAAAUCUGCAUUGCCUUGACCUCUGCAAGGCUCUAACUCCUAGGAUCACUUCCUCCAUCCACAACUCAAUUCUCAUGGCAGAAUCCUUCGAAGCCAACGCCGGCCACGAUAGGCCUCCGUGCUCCUCGCUAGCCCUGCGACCUCGCACCUUGACGCCCAAGAGAAGGUACGUUCGUAAUUCGCAUGCACGCAGUACUGUCCGCAUGGUCAUGAAAGUACGUAUAAUUUGCAGGAAAUCUCUGUACUCGUGGAGGUGCCAAGUGAGGGUGGGCACGGUGGCCGGCGGAGUGGAAGGUCCGGGGGAGGACGAUGGCUUCACCUGGAGGAAGUACGGCCAGAAAGAGAUCCUCGGAGCCAAAUAUCCAAGGGCCUAUUUCCGGUGCGCUCAUCGGGACUCGCACAGUUGCACGGCAAAGAAGCAGGUGCAACGAUCGGACAACGACCCGUCGGUCUACGACGUCACCUACCACGACUAUCACACUUGCCUCCAGCAGCAGGAGGAGGAGGAGGAGGAGCAGGGAGGUGCAAAUGCAAUGCAGCGCGACCAAGAACAGAGUACUGCGGCGGAGGAAAAACUUGAAGGAGAGGAGGAAUUUGUGGGGAAGAUUGCGCCUUCCUUUGCGCCCCUGGAGGAAAAGCAGUUUUUCUCUGCUUCGCCGUACCAGUUCGGCAGUUCGGGGGCUUUGAUGAAGGAGAGAGCAGUUUGCUUCCGAUGGAGUUCGACGGAGACUGGGAGAUGGACCCUGACAUCAUCUAGGCAGGAGUUGCAUGGAUGGAUGCAAUAAUGCAGGAAUGGAUGUCGACCUUGUCCGCAUCUUGUCAGAGUUGAAUGGAAUGCAAUAAUUAUACUUAGUUAUAGGGUUGUAAAUGAACCAAGUGUUCAUGAAUAAAUUUGAUA